AUGAGUUCAAAUUGCUCACAGGAGAAUGAGGACGAAGCAAAUAUAAUAGACGGGAGGUUCGAAGGUUUGCUAAAAUUGAAGGCGCGAAAUAGCGCCAUGAGCAGCGGAGCCGCUAGCAGUCAUUUGAGCGGCAACGUGGAUGGCAACUUUAGCGGUAGCCUUGGCUGCAACGAGGGUGACGCCUCUAGUAACACCUACUACAGCGGCAACGGAGGCCCCUACAGCAAUGCCGCCAAUAGCAACUACUAUGGUGGCGCGAACAGAAGCACACCAGAAAAUGAAGAAACACACGGAGGGGAUUUCUCGAACGUGAAGUUUAGCCAAAAUGGCCAGUACAAGAGGUAUCAUGACUUUUACAAUAACAAAAACUCCUUUCAACAUUAUUUGAAAAAAUUAAAAGCAUGUAGAAUAGACGCAGACGAACUUCGAAACAUUCUAGAAAAAAGACUCACCCUAGAGCGUGAGAACCAAAUGCUUAAGUCAAUACAAGACGAUGAUAAGAAAGGGUUUGGAAGCGAAACGAAUUCCUCUUCGUCCAACCAUGAAGGCUUACACCUUUACAGGAAACUUAAUUUUUUGAACAAAAAUAAUAGAAGCAAAUCUAAGAAUAAAAACAGAAAGAGAAAGAGAAUUAACUCCAAAAUUGACAAAAAAUUUAUUAUAAAAUGCCGGACUUGUAAGUACGUUAACCCCAAUGGUUUCAAAAUGGGGGACUACUACACGUGCCAGAAUUGUGGGUACAACGACUUUUCCGUUUUGCGGUCCAGUUCCCCCAACAACGGGGAGUAG
Molecule: messenger RNA, 789 nt
Organism: Plasmodium coatneyi
Lineage: Eukaryota; Apicomplexa; Aconoidasida; Haemosporida; Plasmodiidae
Exons: 2
Coding region: 1-789 (262 amino acids)
Source: RefSeq, a predicted model, not a curated record